Dioscorea cayenensis subsp. rotundata (Guinea yam) is the source of this 577-nucleotide messenger RNA. RefSeq names its product autophagy-related protein 8i-like. NCBI's taxonomy places the organism in Eukaryota, Viridiplantae, Streptophyta, Magnoliopsida, Dioscoreales, Dioscoreaceae. The coding region runs from base 80 to 436 and encodes 118 amino acids. The transcript has 5 exons. The record is from RefSeq and is a predicted model, not a curated record. Gene Ontology annotation, biological process: cellular response to nitrogen starvation.
AUCGCGUGUUAAUCCUCUUCUCUUUUCUCUGAUUUGAAACCCUAGAAUCUCUUCUCUCUCUCUCUCUUUCUCGGAUUCAAUGAAGCAGAUCAUGCCUUUCAAGGACGAAUUCUCCUUUGAGGAGCGGCUUGCGGAAUCGAGGGACAUCGUUGCCAAGUAUCCUGAUCGCGUCCCGGUAAUUGCGGAAAGGUAUUGUAGAUGUGACCUGCCUCAGAUGGAAAAGAAAAAAUUCCUUGUCCCGAGAGACAUGUCCAUAGGGCAGUUCAUUCAUAUUCUAAGCGGCAGACUGCGUCUUACUCCCGACAAAGCUUUAUUUGUAUUCAUCAAGAACUCCUUACCCCAAACAGCAAGCCUAAUGGACAUGGUCUAUGAAUCAUACAAGGAUGAAGAUGGAUUUCUCUACAUGUGUUACAGCAGCGAGAAAACAUUUGGAUGAUCUUUACACUCACUAGAUUGUCUAUCUAUGGAUGUAAAUAUUUAUUUUACAAGUAUAUGAUAUUGGAGAAAAACUGAAACAUUGAAUUCUGCUGUAAAAAUUAUGUUUACAAAUCUUAAAUAUUCAGAAUUUGUCUUGAAA